AUGGACAGGUCCGAGCUGCUGCUCGCGUUCCUGGCGGGCGCCGGCGCCGCCCUCGCGGCUAGCUGCGCGGCAGCGCGCUACUUCCGCGCGGACGGCCCCACCGUCGCCAAGGGCCGCUCGGUGACGUCUUCUGCAGGCGGGGGGCCAGCGGCGUACGAGACGACCAGGGCCGUGGACGAGUACCUCCAGUUCCAUUACGGCGACAAGGACGUCCUGCCGUACGAACGCGGGCCCAAGGACGCUCUCAAUUUCGUGCAGCGGUGCGCCCUGCUGUGCGAGAAGUACUGCGUCGGGCUGCAGGACUUCACGGGCGAGAAUGGGGAGGUCACCGCGCUGGACGUGGGCUGCGCGGUGGGCGGCACCACAUUCGAGCUUGCCAGGAGCUUUCCACAUGUGUUGGGGCUAGACUACUCUCAGAAGUUUGUCAGUGCUGCAAAGGAGAUGUUGCUGGAGGGUAGCAUGGCCUACCAAACGGUUGUGGAGGGCGAGCUGAUGGAGAGACGCGUGGCCUGCGUCCCUGACGACAUCGAGCGCAGCAGGGUCCGCUUCAUGGUGGGCGACGCCUGCGCCCUCCCCGACCUGCGACCCUUCGAUGCCAUCCUGGCCUCCAAUCUCAUCUGCAGGCUGCCCGACCCCAUGAGCUUCUUCAGAAGCCUUCCGCGACUCACCAAGCAGGGCGGUAUCGUGGUCCUCAUCUCGCCCUACUCCUGGCUGGAGGCGUGGACGCCAAAGUCGCAGUGGCUUGGGGGUUACUGGUCGAAGGACGAAGGGGCUGUGGCUGUGAGAACAGCUAAGAGGCUGCAGGAGGUGAUGGAUGGUCUUGGGUUUGACUUGGUUCACCAGGAGGACGUCCCGUUUAUGAUCCGGGAGCAUGCGAGGAAGUACCAGUGGGGAAUGAGCCACGGGACAGUGUGGAAGAAACGGACGGGCGAGUAG
Messenger RNA from Ostreobium quekettii, 936 nucleotides. Lineage: Eukaryota; Viridiplantae; Chlorophyta; Ulvophyceae; Bryopsidales; Ostreobiaceae. The record is from the annotation of a GenBank genome assembly.